UUUCGUCAAGCAUUUCCAUUGCUUCGGGAGAUGCCGCUGGAAAUCUUAUUGUCUGGAUGGCGUCGAAUGGAAGGAUGGAGCAAACCUUCACUCCAGCAACGUUUCAAUCGGACAUGGCGGAUCCCUCAGGCUUCAUCACUCAAUCCGAGCAGGUUGAUUCGAAUGUUGGAAACAUAGGCCACAAUGAGAAUAAGGUUUCAAUCUUCUCUCUGCUGCAUAUCAAAGGGACGAGUAGCGUGUUGGUGGGGAUAGGGAGCGGACACAUUCAUGUCAUCGAUGUACAUUCCAUGCGAAAGGUCAAGACGUAUGCACCCGAAGAGUUUCCUGAUGCACUGGAUAUUACACGGGAAGACUUGGAUGAAACGGACAUCAACAAGCUCUGCCUGACUUCUCCUGAUGCGAUCUCGUGCAUGGCUGUGAACUCCGCAAAAACGAAAGUUGUGAUGGGCGAAGCAUCGGGCGCGGUUCAAGUAUGGCGGCUGCAGUCUACAACGCCCUUUGUGAACGAAAUGUUUCUGAUGAUAUGAAGCUUAUCCUCUGACACAGUCGAUGUCGCGAUCGAAGAGAAUGCAAGGACAUUGGAAGACAGUAGUGAAUAUCGUCUUCUCCCCGAAGUCAGGGUUGUGGGUAUCGGUGGGAGGCGAAGGAUCAUGUCGGUAUUGUGGAUGGGAAGGAAAAGCCACUUGCUCUCAUCGGAUCAUUGGAGAAUUAGAAUGUUUCCACGAUG
Molecule: messenger RNA, 727 nt
Organism: Guillardia theta CCMP2712
Lineage: Eukaryota; Cryptophyceae; Pyrenomonadales; Geminigeraceae
Exons: 9
Coding region: 57-527 (156 amino acids)
Molecular function (GO): protein binding
Source: RefSeq, a predicted model, not a curated record